This is a messenger RNA of Bacidia gigantensis, 2829 nucleotides long. RefSeq lists its product as uncharacterized. The transcript is spliced from 4 exons. NCBI's taxonomy places the organism in Eukaryota, Fungi, Ascomycota, Lecanoromycetes, Lecanorales, Ramalinaceae. Gene Ontology annotation, molecular function: zinc ion binding; DNA-binding transcription factor activity, RNA polymerase II-specific. Bases 1 to 2829 code for a protein of 942 amino acids. Gene Ontology annotation, biological process: regulation of DNA-templated transcription. The record is from RefSeq and is a predicted model, not a curated record.
AUGACGGGCGAAAGCAGCCCAGCAUCAACACCUGCAGAAGAGCACCUUGAGGUAUACCCAUAUCAAUCAGACUUGCAAUCCUAUGCGCAGCCGCCGAUCCACGAUCUCUACCAUGAGAUUUUUCGGGAACUUUGCACCGCCAACCAGGCAAAGAAAUCCGACGUCUUAUUCACUACGGUAAAUGAUUCUGAAACCCCUAGGAACAAAGUAAUAACCCUAGCGUUAGAUUUCUCCUGCACUCCAGACAAAGAAAUUGCAACGAAUGGAGAAGAAUUCGAGGAAACAAGUGGGGGCGAAGAUGAGGACUCUUCAGAUGACGGCCAGUCAAAUUGUCAGACAUUCGGCGUCAAGGCUAAACGCGAAGGUGACUAUCAGCACCGUAAGGCCAUCCGCCAUCUCGAAGGCCACGUGACUAGUCUCAUGGAUCUGUUGCCCACUAUCCAACAUUUUUGCGAUGACGAACAUGUAUUUGAGAGCCAAGAGAAGGCUAGGUCUAGAAUCCAGCCGACCAAGUCGCCUUCAGCAGCGGAUGCUUUCAUCAGCCAAGUUGUGGAUAAAUUUUCGCUUGUCAAUGCUUCGUUAGCCAGGCGUCUUGGUGAGGCAGGGUGGGAGAGGUUUCGCCGCUUGCAGAGAAAUCUCGCUCGACAUGAAAAGUUACGAAACCUAGGCGAGGCUAGUUCCGAGGACGAGGAUGGAGAGGCCUUCACGGAUGAGGAUGAACCUUCAAACUUCGUGCCUGCGUCGAAGUUUCAUGAUUCAGGAUUGGGUACUUCCCUUGCCACCCAGUCUCGAUAUGCGGCUUCCGCCGCAUCCCACACAUCGUUCUUGUCGACCAAGUCAACUACGGAAGGUGUUCAUCGAGUGCCUCCAACCCCCAACGAAGUUUUCAGUGGGGUUCCGUUUCAUUGCAAGCUGUGCAAUCGUAAAAUAGACUACAUCGACUCCAGAGUCAAGUGGAAGUCGUGGGAAGAGCAUGAAUUCACGACUCAUCGCUAUCGUGAAAUCUACCGAUGUGGAAGGUGCGAGCCAACUUUCGACACGAUCGAUAGCUUCAAGGAGCACGUUCGAGCAAAACACUAUGACCUGAACAAAGACGUUCGGGAAUGGAUCGUUAUGCAUCCUCUGUUAACGCUUGUUGAGCGCGACAUCAAGCAAGAACAAUGCACCUUAUGUCACCAAAGUGGGUUCAAAGAUCGACGUUCUUUCGUGACUCACAUCAGUCGGCAUUUGGAGCAGAUUGCUCUCGUGUCUCUUCCAGCAAGUAUGACUGAAGGGAAUGACUCUGCUGAGGAGUCUAGUUCGGACCUUGAAGACGUAAUCGAUCCACUGAACGCUCCAAAUAAGGCUGAGGCUCUUCUGUCUGCUCUCAAUCAGCCUCAUAUAGAUGCAUUGCAAAAUAUCGUGAAGGAGUCGAAUCUCACUUUACCUCCAUUCCUCAUUGACCGUAUAGCGCACGAGCAAAAAGGCCGUUACAGGAGAUUGAUCCAUCUCAGGAGACAGCACAAAGGGAAUUGGUCCAAUAAUCGAGAAGCAUUUGAACUCAAAGAUCCUCAAGAUCCACUAUCAUUGCCAGGAGGUUGUCAAUUGCCUGGAGAGUUUAGGUGCCCGUAUUGUUCUCAGAAGAGGAAAUUCACAAAGCAUCUUGUGCGAGAGCACAAAUUGCCUGAACCACGAAUGCCCAGGAAAGGCAAAGGCGUGACUGAUCACAACCCUGUCUGGAAUUUGCUUGAAAAAUGCAGAUUUGAGAAUUCACUUAGCCCCACAGAAGAACCUUGCAAAUUCUGCGGACAGAUUUUGAAUACCUGGAAGAAGUUGGCGACACAUGUGGCAAAGCACAUGGAACAGAUUGCAUUUCCGGUGCUGAGCUUGGUAGGAAACACUACACUCUGGGUUGAGACCCCGCCAACUCCACUUCAUGCGCUACCACAAUCGCGUCAGGUCCAGCCCGACAAGCUGCCUCUGUCGGAAGAUCAAAAUUUGCCAGAAAGCCUGGCUAAGUCUCUGGAAGAAGAAGAAGGCGGCGCACCUAUGAAUUCGCAGUUCUCAACUGCUCGCGAACCUGUGGGAAAAUCUGACAUUCUCACUACACAUCUCCCUUCCGACCCGACCCCAGUAAAGGGACAGCCUCUACCUAAAAUAUCAGAAUUUUUUACAGCUUCGAGUAAAAUUGGACAAGCCGGCCAGGUGGAGCCCCUCUUUGACGAUUCCUCGAAGAUGAAUGCUCUUCCCACUCAGGCGCCUUCGGGUUGUCAGCGAUGCACGGCCCAGAAACAAUAUUGUGACGGUCAUAAACCCUGUACACAUUGCAGAGAAGCUGGUAUACAUGCUGACGGCUGUAUCCAUUGGGACGAACACAAAUAUGGUGUAGACGGGUUUCAAACUCCACCACCAGAAGCUGGAGACUCUCGGCCACGAACGUCUCGACCGUUUGAACGAACAUUGGAUUCAGAUUUGGUAGACGGGUAUGUAAUGUCCAAUGUAUACCAAAGUGCUUCUUCAGAGGUAAAUGUGGUCGAUGAGAAUACAUUACGUCCUUUGAAAGGGACGGAGCGGGAAAUUGAUGAUCCCUUUUGGGCUUCCGACGGUCCCAUGAGCGGCCAUUAUCGUGGCGUGCCCUGGACUUCGGGUGCUGUUGGAAAUGAGUCCUUUGAUAGCUCCGCUAAGAAGGAAGGAAACUUCCCAUACACUCCAGAAUUAGACAUCAAAGUCGACGUUGGGCCUGAACCUUGCGAAGAUGAACCAGCAUUCCGUCCGGUGAUGUUCCAACAUACAUUUGCCGAGAGCUUCGCAAAGUCCACCACAGAAUCGCUGGAAAGGCGUAAAGACUGA